CUUGCAUUUCUUUUUCUUUACUUUUCUCUUCUCUCUUCACAAACAUCAUAACUCUCUCUCUUUUUUUUUUACAAGCAAAACAAGAAAAAAAUGGUUCUGUCAAAGCUCUUUGAUAUCAAGCACCAGUUGUUGCAGUAUGCAUCUCAUCACAACAACCCAUUGAAUGUCGGCAUCCAUCUCACUUGCAUUCCUCUCCUUCUGUGGACAGGCCUAGUCUUUGGCGCAAAAUCUGGACCACUCCUUCCUGCACCUUCAGCUGCUGCUGUUGCCUCGGGUGCACCAGUUGCUGUCGCACUCUCAAAGAUUUAUCAAUUCUGUCCACCUAAUGUCUCGUUCCUUAUAAUGGUCGCCUAUAACUUGUAUUAUAUCUGUUUGGAUAAGGUUUCCACUCUUAUCACGAUCCCAUUGUUCCUCGGACUCGCUCGUCAUGCUACAUAUUUCCGAAUGACUAACCCCAAUGCUGACAGGAUUGCUCUUACAAUCCAUAUUUUGGCUUGGAUUGCUCAAUUCAUUGGCCACGGUGUCUUUGAAAAGCGUGCUCCCAAACUCCUGGAUAAUUUGGUACAAGCUUUUGUGUUGGCUCCUUACUUUGUAGUGUAUGAGGUGCUUUUCUUCUUGGGAUACCGUCCUCAGCUCAAGAAAGAGUUGGAUGUCAUGGUCAAGGCUGACAUUGCGAAAUUCAGAGCCAGGAAAGCUCUUGCAAAGGAGAAGAAGUAACAUUAAAAUCUUCGGAAGUCAUGAGUACAACGGCGCGGCCAUUUAUUCGACACAAGACAACAUCUGUUCAGUAAACAACUGUAGCUUGUGAUCAGAUGAAGAGCAACAAAACAUUCGGAAUACGACCUGCCAUUGCUGUACUAACUUGUUAGCCUAUUACGAAUAGCUAUUAAAGGGUC
Lobosporangium transversale is the source of this 896-nucleotide messenger RNA. RefSeq lists its product as hypothetical. The transcript has 3 exons. Gene Ontology annotation, biological process: sphingoid catabolic process. Gene Ontology annotation, cellular component: endoplasmic reticulum. NCBI's taxonomy places the organism in Eukaryota, Fungi, Mortierellomycota, Mortierellomycetes, Mortierellales, Mortierellaceae. The coding region runs from base 91 to 717 and encodes 208 amino acids. The record is from RefSeq and is a predicted model, not a curated record.